Molecule: messenger RNA, 217 nt
Organism: Symbiodinium pilosum
Lineage: Eukaryota; Dinophyceae; Suessiales; Symbiodiniaceae
Source: the annotation of a GenBank genome assembly
AUGUUGGGAGGAUAUCUUAAUCUUACCUUCUUGGGGCCGACGGAUGCCAAAGGGAAGGGCAAAGGGAAGGAGAAGAAGAAAACCUCCUUCUGGAUCUCCUGGGAUUCGCUGGAGAGGCGGAUGGAGAAAGGCAGAUGGGUCGCCAUUAGCUGCUCCAAGGAUCACUCAGCGAAGAUCUGGGAGCUGCACAGCCAUGAAUGCCGCGGCACGCUGGCAG